Messenger RNA from Panicum virgatum (switchgrass), 3695 nucleotides. Its product is annotated as leucine-rich repeat receptor-like protein kinase PEPR2. The record is from RefSeq and is a predicted model, not a curated record. Gene Ontology annotation, biological process: protein phosphorylation. Gene Ontology annotation, molecular function: ATP binding; receptor serine/threonine kinase binding; protein kinase activity. Lineage: Eukaryota; Viridiplantae; Streptophyta; Magnoliopsida; Poales; Poaceae. Bases 161 to 3580 code for a protein of 1139 amino acids. The transcript has 2 exons.
UGCGACAACGUUUGGGCCAUUACGGUGGCGCGCGAUGGCCUUCGUCUUCUUCCUCCCUCCUCCCUCGAUAUGAGCAGCCAUCCACCUGCAUCCAACUCGCACGCCGACCAAAGCAGCAGUCAAACGAAAAGGCUGACGAGCCCCCGCUCUUUCCUGACACAUGCCGCGCGCGUCCUCCCUCACCCUCCUGUUCCUGCUGCUCCUCAUUGCAAUCCCGCCCGCCACCUCGGCCACCCCGCCGGCGUCGAACACCACCGCCGCCGCCGUCCUCCUCUCCUUCCUCGCUGCCCUGCCGCCGGCCUCCCAGCGCCUCCUCCUCCCGUCAUGGAACACCAACAGCGGCGGCGCCAGCUCGGCCGCGGCCGGCCCGCAUUGCGCGUUCCGUGGCGUCACCUGCUCCGCGGCCGGCGCCGUGACCGCGCUCAACCUCACCGACGCCAGCCUCGCCGGGGACCUCGCGGCCUCGGCGCCGCUGCUCUGCGCGCUCCCGGAGCUCGCGGCGCUCGACCUGAGCCGGAACAACUUCACGGGCGCCGUACCCGCCGCGCUCGCCGCGUGCUCCGGCGUCGCCACGCUUCUCAUCCCCGGCAACGCGCUCUCUGGCGCCCUUCCGCCGGAGCUGCUCUCCUCGCGCCUGCUCCAGAAGGUGGACCUCAGCUCCAACGCGCUCGCCGGAGAGAUCCCGGCGCCCUCCGCCGGUGGCUCGUCGCCUCUGCAGUACCUCGACCUCAGCCACAACACCCUCUCCGGCGCCAUCCCUCCCGAGCUCACUGCGCUCCCGGAGCUCCACCACCUGGACCUGGGCUUGAACCACCUCUCCGGGCAAUUGCCAGAGUUCCCGGUACAUUGUGGGCUCCAGUAUCUCAGCGCCUACGGCAACCAGAUCGCCGGCGAGCUCCCCCGGAGCCUUGGCAACUGCGGCAACCUCACCGUCCUGUUUCUCUCCACCAACAAGAUUGGGGGAACGGUGCCAGAUAUCUUCGGCUCCCUACCGGGGCUGCUGAAGCUGUACCUUGCCGACAAUGCUUUCACCGGGGAGCUGCCGGCGAGCAUCGGCAAGCUUAUCAAAUUGGAGAAGCUGAUGGUGUCCACAAACGGGUUCACUGGGCCUGUCCCUGACUCCAUUGGGAAUUGUCAGUCACUAACAACAUUGUGGAUGCAUUCCAAUCAGUUCAACGGCUCGAUUCCGGCGCAGAUUGGCAAUCUCAGCAGGUUAGAAUGGUUCGCUCUCAAGGACAAUCUUAUCACAGGCACUAUUCCACCAGAACUAGGCAAGUGCCAGGAAUUGGCCCAGCUUGAGCUCCACAACAACAGCCUUUCCGGGGUCAUACCACCGGAGAUCGCCCAGCUAAGGAAGCUGAAACUGCUGUCCCUCUUCAAGAACAGGCUUCAGGGACCUGUCCCUGCAACAUUGUGGCGAAUGGGUGGCUUGGAAGAAUUGCAUCUCUACAACAAUAGCCUAAGUGGAGAGGUUCCUGCUGAGAUUACUCUUAUGAGUAGCCUAAGAAACCUCACCCUUGCAUAUAACAACUUCAGCGGUGAGCUCCCACAAGCCCUUGGCUUCAACACAACGCCAGGACUUCAGUCGCUUGAUUUCACCGGCAACCGCUUCGGUGGUACAAUUCCUCCUGGCCUCUGCACUGGAGGUCAGCUGAUGAUUCUGGAUCUUGGGCACAACCAAUUUACUGGGGGCAUUCCCAGUGACAUUUUGAAGUGCCAGUCUCUCUGGAGGGUCCGGCUGGGGGACAAUCUAUUCACUGGGAGCUUGCCUUCUGAUCUGGGGAUAAACACUGGGUGGUCUUUUGUGGAGUUGAAAGGCAAUCAGUUCGAGGGAAGGAUACCAAGUGUGUUUGGUUCAUGGCGCAACCUCACAGUACUUGAUUUAUCUGGCAACAAAUUCUCUGGUACAAUACCACGUGAGCUCGGUGUUCUAAGCAUUCUUGGGGUUCUGCGCUUGUCGUCAAACAGACUGACCGGAUCAAUACCACAAGAGUUGGGAAAUUGCAAGAGACUUUUCCAUUUGGAUCUCCAGAACAACUUUCUUAAUGGAAGUAUACCUGCAGAGAUCACAGCACUGGAUAGUCUGCAGCAUCUUUUACUUGGUGGAAACAAGCUCAGUGGAGGGAUUCCAGACACCUUUGCUGCAACUCAGGGCCUUCUUGAGUUGCAGCUUGGCAGCAAUUCUUUGGAAGGAGCUAUCCCUUGGAGCUUAGGCAAUCUUCAGUUCAUCUCCCAAAUAGUAAACAUCAGCAACAACAGAUUGAGCGGCCAAAUCCCAAGUAGCCUCAGCAACCUAAAGAUGCUGGAAAUGCUUGACUUGUCCAUGAAUUCUUUGUCUGGCCCAAUUCCAUCACAACUGAACAACAUGAUCUCUCUAACUUUUGUGAAUGUGUCGUUCAAUGAUCUCUCCGGUCAGCUCCCUUCUGGCUGGGUUAAGAUUGCUGAACGGUCACCAGAUGGCUUCUCGGGAAAUCCUCAUUUGUGCAUACAAUCUGAAAAUGCACCUUGCUCCAAGAAUUCUUCUGGGAGACAGAUAAGAAAGAACAUUCGAAUAAUUGUAGCAUUGCUAGUGUCAGCUCUCGCUGUCAUGGCUUCUGGGCUAUGUUUUAUUCACUACAUAGUGAAGAGGUCGCAGCGUCGAUUGGCAAACCGUGUCUCAGUGCGGGGCUUGGACACAACAGAGGAAUUACCAGAAGACUUGACCUAUGAUGACAUCCUCCGUGCCACUGAUAACUGGAGCGAGAAGUAUGUGAUCGGAAGGGGACGGCAUGGCACAGUGUAUCGGACAGAGUUUGCUCCUGGAAGGCUGUGCGCAGUCAAGACAGUUGAUCUUUCCCAGUUCAAGUUCCCAAUUGAGAUGAAGAUUCUUAACAUGGUAAAGCAUCGGAACAUCGUCAAGAUGGAGGGUUACUGCAUCCGUGGCAACUUUGGCAUAAUUCUUUCUGAGUACAUGCCUGAGGGGACACUCUAUGAGCUAUUGCAUCAAAGGAAACCUCAAGUGCCCCUUGAAUGGAAGGUCCGACAUCAGAUCGCCCUAGGUGUAGCACAGGGCUUGUCCUAUCUGCACCAUGACUGUGUGCCUAUGAUUGUUCAUAGGGAUGUCAAAUCAAGCAACAUACUGAUGGACACUGAUUUGGUGCCUAAGUUAGCAGACUUUGGCAUGGGGAAGAUUGUAGGUGAAGAUGAUGCAGAUGCGACAGUUUCUGUUGUUGUUGGCACCCUUGGCUACAUUGCUCCAGAGCAUGGAUACAACACAAGAUUGACUGGGAAGAGUGAUGUCUACAGUUAUGGUGUGGUGCUACUUGAACUCUUGUGCAGGAAGAUGUCUGUUGAUCCUGCAUUUGGAGAUGGUGUGGACAUUGUGGCAUGGAUAGCAUCAAACUUGGUGCACGAAGAUCACUGCAGCGUGAUGAACUGUCUGGAUGAGGAGAUCAUGUACUGGCCCGAAGAUGAGCAGGCAAAAGCAUUGGACUUGCUGGAGCUGGCAAUAUCCUGCACUCAAGUUGCAUUCCAAUCCAGGCCAUCCAUGAGGGAGGUGGUAGGCAGCUUGAUGAGUAUAGAAGAUCAGUAUAGCAAAUGAAGAGAAGUUGGCAAUUUAGUUAUAUAUAUGAGAUGUAAUGUCUUUGAAUAAUGAUGCAUACGAUUGAAACCACAAUUGUACAGUUUUUCUAAGGGUGCUGUGGUUAUUUCUCAAA